Messenger RNA from Gasterosteus aculeatus aculeatus (three-spined stickleback), 1170 nucleotides. Lineage: Eukaryota; Metazoa; Chordata; Actinopteri; Perciformes; Gasterosteidae. The record is from RefSeq and is a predicted model, not a curated record.
CUUUAAAGGCCUCCGCCCUCCACCUCCUCCUCACAUGGCGCUGCAGGACCAAGUCGCGGUGGUGACCGGAGCGGUGCAGGGGAUCGGCAGAGCCAUGGCGGAGAUACUCCUGCGGAACGGCGCCAAGGUAGCCCUCCUGGACGUGAAUGAGGCGGCAGGGAAGAGUUUGAAGGAAGUCCUCGACAAGCAGCACGGACCGGAGAGAACUCUGUUCCUCAGCUGUGAUGUUGAAUCAGAGGAGCAGAUUAGAGCUGCCUUUCAGAGGACUGCUGGAGCUUUGGGGGCGGUGGACAUCGUGUGCAACAACGCUGGCGUCCUGAACGAGGCCGAGUGGGAGAAGACCAUCUCCGUAAACCUGGUGGCGGUUGUCCGGGUAACCUACAUCGCUCUGGAGCACAUGAACAAGAUGAGCGGAGGUCGGGGAGGGGUCAUCAUCAACACCGCGUCCAUGGCGGGUCUCUUCCCUUUACUGAGCUGCCCGGUGUACACUGCCACCAAGUACGGGGUGGUCGGCUUCACCCGGGCCAUGGCGGCUAACUCCACCGCCUUGGGCUUCGGUAUACGGUUCAACGCCCUUUGUCCGGGCUUUGUCCAAACGGACAUCUUGGACAACAUUUACGAACGAUUGGGACAAUUCUCCCAGCUGUCUGCUGAGACCCAAGUGUUUGUGGACAAAGGGGUGUUGAAGACCUCCGAGGUGGCCGAGGGCCUCCUGGAGCUGCUGACCAACGACACCAAGAACGGAGAGGCUUUACAGGUGAUGUGCAGCUCCCAGAAAUACAUGAAGUUUCCUGUGUUCACCUGAGUUUUAUAGCCGGCAGCAGACUACAACCCGCAGGAUAUUCAUUGCUUUCAGCUUAAACACAACUGAUCUGAACAUGCAGUAAAGUUGUUCAUGAAAUGUAUAAACUGCACGUGUCUAUAAAUGCAAAGCUUUGUAACAUGAUCACAACCGAUAAUAUUCAUCUCAGUUAAAUGUAAUGCAUUAUUUUAUAUAUAAUCUUGUAAUCCAAUGACUGCUAUCUGUUCUGUUUUUCCUAUUAAAUGUUUAUUGACACGUCUUGUAUCUUUGGCCUGUGGUGUUCACGUGUUGUAUUUUUACUCCACUUUAAUGUACUUCUUGUGAACUAAAUACAGCAAAUGUUCCAAAAGUAAAACACUGCACAAUGA